Ichthyophthirius multifiliis is the source of this 270-nucleotide messenger RNA. RefSeq lists its product as hypothetical. The record is from RefSeq and is a predicted model, not a curated record. Lineage: Eukaryota; Ciliophora; Oligohymenophorea; Hymenostomatida. The transcript has 3 exons.
AUGGAUGUUUUUUACUUUAAGGAGGAAAAGUUCGAAGAUGAACUUAAUUUAGAAACUCCUGACAAUAGCUUUGAUAAUUUAAAUGAAGAUAAUAACUAAGACAAUUAUUUGGAAGAAGAAAUAAGAGAAAUUAUAGAACACUCUUUAAAAGAUUCUUCAGAAAUCGACCAUGCUAGUGUUGAAAUACACAAUUUAAAAUGUAACGAUUUCAUAGAAUGGUUAGAAUAAGAAGAAGAAUAAGAAGAAAAUGAGGAAGAUGAAGAAUAAUGA